Danio aesculapii is the source of this 4137-nucleotide messenger RNA. RefSeq names its product deltex E3 ubiquitin ligase 3 (gene dtx3). Gene Ontology annotation, biological process: Notch signaling pathway; protein ubiquitination. The record is from RefSeq and is a predicted model, not a curated record. NCBI's taxonomy places the organism in Eukaryota, Metazoa, Chordata, Actinopteri, Cypriniformes, Danionidae. The transcript has 5 exons. The coding region runs from base 476 to 1585 and encodes 369 amino acids.
GCCUGGAGUGACGAACUUCCUGCCCACAUUAUCUUGUAUUCAGGGUGAUUUUUUAUCCACUGUAAUUACUGAAAGGGAACAGAGUGAUAACGAAAUAUGACGUAAAGACGCCGAGCUAACGUCGCGAAGCAGCUAAAAGCUAAAGAGUCUCGUCGUGACAGUCAACGAUGUUCUUUGUAUUCAUGUUGUCUUCCUUUGAGCAAGGACGGGGAAUUGCAAAACCACAAAGAGACUGAGCUGGUGUGUAUGUAUGUGUGGAGAAAGCCAACUUGAAUAGGAUAUCCCGAGCUCACAUUCGCCUGAAUUGUCAUAGUUUGUUUUUUACGGCACGUUCAAUGCAGCGGUCGUCUGUUGACUUCUUCAUCGAGUGGAAGCAGGCUUUCUCCAGUUGCAGUAGGUUCCCUUUAAAUUCAUCUCUUCCGGCAAAGUCACAACAGAAGGGAAAUAGGCCUGUUACUGCAAUUAACGAGAAUUUAUGGGAUCACAAGUUUCCUCUGAUGAGAUGAGCGUGCGUGCGGGGCAGGGCAGUGACGAGGUGCUGGUGUCGCAGGCGGUGUGGGAUUACCUUGCAGCCGCUGGACGGCCCUGGUUGGUUGACUUCGAGGACAAGCAGGGACUGAGCGCUGAUAUUAUCCGGCGUGGAGAGCGUGGCGGCUGCUGUGCCGUGCGUCUCUCCCCGGUGGAAAGCAGCAGCCGUGCAAGAACAGGUAUGAUGGAGGGACUCGUUUCUCCUGUUACACGGAAAGCAUUCAUAGACUUAUGCCGCUGUGCCCGAAAGGAGAUGACCAAACAGGAGGCGGCUCCUAAAAGGAAACGUUCGUUGUUACCCUGUGUGGCGGCAAUGGAACCUGAUGGAGAAGGGAGCUUGUUGCCUCCACCUCCACCUCAACCACGGCGCUCGCAGAGGCAACAGCAGAAAUACAGGAAAAGCGCAGAUAUGGACACUUGUGUGGUUUUACCCAUGCAGCAGGAGGCUUCUGCGAGGACAGUGUCUGAGUUAGUCGUUUGUCAUGAAGAAGAGAGCACCGUUUGCUCUAUCUGCAUGGGUGAAAUGGUGGAAAAGACAACUCUGGACAAGUGUGGCCAUGCAUUCUGCAGGUCCUGCUUAGAACAGGCAUUUCAGGUAAAGAAAGCCUGUCCUGUGUGCAGACUAGUGUACGGUCAGCUUAUCGGUAACCAGCCGGCCAAUGGGAGCAUGAUGGUUGAAAGAGACCCAGACCUGGAGCUGCCUGGCCAUGAAGGUUAUGGCUGCAUAUGCAUUAUUUACAGCUUCCCUCCUGGUUUGCAGGCGCAAGAGCAUCCAAACCCUGGAGUAAGGUAUCCAGGCACAGACCGGGUGGCGUACCUGCCAGACAACCCUGAGGGAAACCGCGUGCUCCGCAUGCUGCGGCGGGCAUUUGAGCAGCGGCUCAUCUUCACCAUAGGCACCUCCAUGACCACCGGCAUGCAUAAUGUUAUUACUUGGAAUGAUAUCCACCACAAGACCUCUAUAUGGGGUGGACCACGAUGCUUUGGCUAUCCAGAUCCCACAUACCUUGUGCGGGUGACAGAGGAGCUGCGAGAGAAAGGAAUAACCGCUGACUGAUUUGCUUCUAGCACUUAAAAAGGAUGACAAAUGUGUAUGUGUGUUUGCUUAACCACAGUUCCAACACAAAGCCACUGUGUGGAAUCAAGCCACAGUCAUCUGCUGCAGAACGACCGUUCACAAUGUUUCAUUUCGAUCUUUAUGUUUAGCUUCGUUCUUUAGUUUACUUGAGUGCGUUUCACAUACAGUAUUUUCUUUGGUACAAACCUGGGGUGCACUUUACUGAAACACUCAGCUGAGAUUAAAAUACCCACUGGACUGCUGAAAUGCGAAUGUCAUAAAGGUGUACACGUUUCCUCAUCCGCAGUACAGCCUUUCUCUUGCCGGUUUCAGGUUAGAAUCACUGGACUCCCUCUUCUAACUCCAUUUCUUCCAUUCUAGACUAUGCUUAAUAACAUUUUCAAUUUAUGGUAACAUCAGAGCGGAGAUAAAUGAGGGACAAACGGCUCAGCACAGCUAAAUGGGUACAGCUGGGACAAUCCCAUUCAACCCUUUUCUUUUUUUCCCCUAGUAAUCAGCACUAAGAGGCACUUUGCAAUGGAAGUAAUCUUUUUAUUAUGAGAAUUUAAAGUGGGUUCUGCUUGAUCUUCCAAAGUGCAGGAUCUAGAGUCUUUAUUUGUGGGCCUUCCUGAUUAUAAGGUCCUAGUCAAAUAGAUGCAAGUCAAUUUUCUUUUUGUCCUGCUUUUCAUUAUCUAUAAUGUUUUGUAUUUUUGUUUUGACUAUGGUGUGCUUAAAAGGUAAUAUGUUUAUGUUUGUUGGGUUCACUUUUCCCUAGUUUGCGUUUUCUGAGGUGUUUACAGAUUUUUGCGUUCAUCCAUUUUGGAUGUCUGUCACGGAUAAAUAAAAUGAUGUCAAAAUGAAAGGGCGCGUAAACAACUUAUACCAAACUAAAAGCAUAACAGCUCGAAACUUUGCUGUAUCCAUUGUUUUCAUGCCUCAGGCUUGGAGAAAAGCCCGAGCACUGAGUUUAUUUUGAAGAAUCAGCAGAUUGGUCCACACAGAGUUCGCUGAAGUAGAAAAUAAUUCAAUACCACAGCAAAUGACUCUCACAAAAAUUGUGCCCAGGUCAUAUUUAAACCUAAAAUCAAAAGAAGGAAGGAUCUAAUGGAUUUCUAAGGAUUUGUUUUAAAUAUUGGUAUUAUUGGUUUCAUAUCAGUUGUAAAGAAAUUGAUAAUAAAAAAAAUGGUAAUAAAAAGAAGCUUGAUAAUAAAAAAAGCGUUCAACAAGUAUUAUUAUUAUUAUUGCAUCAACAUUUAUUAUUAUUAUUUUUUAAUACGCGUUGAAAGCUUUUUUAAAUUAUCAGUUUCUUUACAACUGAUAUGAAACCAAUGUCAUAUUUAAAACAAAUCAUAAGAAAUCCAAUAUACUGCAUAAAAAAAUCAAAUACACUGCAUAAAGUUUUUUGGAGUUUUUGUCUUAUUUCUAGUCCAAAUAUCUGAACAUUCUUCAAUUAAGAAGCAUUUUCCAGACAAGUGCUUUUGGAAAUAAAUCACAAUUAAGAGUGUUUUUUUUCCUUUAAAAAGCUAAAUAAUCUGUCGAUGGGGUAAGUAAAAUUAAUCUAUCUUCAAAACAGGAACAAGGUAGUUUUUCUUACCUCAUUUUGCUUGUUUUGAGGAAAAAAAUGACUUAAAUUUGGUUUAUUAUCUCUGAAAACAAAACAAUAUUUUUACCUGUUUAGAAAAUGCUUUUUGAUUGAAGAAUAUUUAGAUAUUUUUACUGAAAACAUGAUGAAAUUUUUUUGAUUUUGAUUUUUCUGCAGUGUAGUGAAACCGUAAUGCAGUAAUUAAAAACAACUUUGUUACAUCACUUAUAGAAUCUAAAACACAAAAAUGCAGUAUACUUUUCAAUCCAAAGCCCAAAUUAAUUGUUUUCUUUUGAUUUUAGUGUGAGAUUUGACUUUUCGUGAGACUCUGAAUUUCCCAAAUAUAAACUUGGAUGCUGAUGAUCAUGAAGAAUAUUUAUCAGAUAAGUUUUUUGUUUUUCUCUUCACUGAAAAGUUCUUGUGCCUUCUGCUAAAGGUCACAGCCGGUUUUCCUAAUGGUACUCAUUAUUCGUUAGUAUUGGUUAAACUGUGUUCUAAUCAAUAUGAAGAGUUAACCUCACAGCACUUCUUUAGCUUUAAGCUAAAUGCAUAAUGGUUUAGAAUCCAGCAACCAAGUCUCGAAUAGUUUUGCGCAAACCAAAACAUUUGCUUUGUAUUAAGACACUUCAUCAUGUGUUGUUAGAGGUUGCUUCCAUUUUACAGUAUCACUUAACAGAAAACAGUAUCGGAUUUAAUUUUUCAUUUUGAUACCAUGUUUUCUUACUCCAACCUUUAUGUUAUGAUGGACCAACUCAAUCAGGAUUCGUGGGACUUAAAUGUUACUGUCAUGCAAAAUUCUAUGCACUUCAAAUGUCGGAUUUAUAAAAUAGACCUCUUCAGAUGACUGAUUGUUCAAAUUAAAUAAUUUGCCUUUAUAGUUGUGUUGAUUUGUAUUUCAUAAUUGAAAUGUAUGCUACAAUUAAAAUGUGCUUUACAUUUUCAUACUUGAAUAAAGGGAUUCUGUUCUGUU